Messenger RNA from Paralichthys olivaceus (Japanese flounder), 1169 nucleotides. The record is from RefSeq and is a predicted model, not a curated record. Lineage: Eukaryota; Metazoa; Chordata; Actinopteri; Pleuronectiformes; Paralichthyidae.
CUCUGGUCUGACAGUGAGGAGGUUUGCAGUGCAUCCUGGGAUCACACCGUCCGUGUGUGGGAUGUGGAGACUGGAGGACUGAAGACAACAUUGACGGGCAGUAAAGUGUUUAACUGCAUUUCCUACUCCCCCCUUUGUCGACGACUGGCCUCGGGGAGCGCUGACAGACACAUCAGACUGUGGGACCCCCGCACUAAAGACGGAUCAUUGGUGCUGCUGUCUCUCACCUCCCAUACUGGCUGGGUCACCGCUGUGAAGUGGGCGCCCACACAUGAGCACCAGCUGGUCUCAGGCUCCCUCGACAACCUUGUCAAACUGUGGGACACCAGAAGCUGUAAGGCGCCUCUGUACGAUCUGGCAGCCCAUGAGGACAAAGUGUUUUGUGUGGACUGGACAGAAAGUGGGCUGAUGUUGAGUGGAGGAGCAGAUAACAAGCUGUACACCUACAAAUACGCAGCCUGUCAGACAGAUGCGGGGGCGUAGACGAGGACUGCAGAGCCAUCACCACUGAUGUACAGAAUGGACAGACAUGCACACAUUCACAACCAGCGUGGCAGAACUUUGUAUUGUACAAACAUUGUUGGCUUUGUUCUUUACUGUCUUGGUUGUUUUUACCCCAUUCAGUUUUUACACAUAUUUUGUUGUAGGGUUUCUUUGUUUCCCUGUAACUCAAGAAAAGUAUAAAUUCAUGUCUCCUCCUCAAAUGUUGUCACCUAAUGUCAAACUAAUUCUUGGUGAUAUUUUGAUGGUGCCUCUCAGUAUCAUAAGCAAGUGCAAAGUAAUUUGACAAUGCAAAAACUGAAAGUUGCCAUUGAAGGUGUUAUAUGCACUUUAUUAGGAACUCCUGUACAUCUGCUCAUUCAUGUGAGUAUCAUCGGCAUGUGACAGCAGUGCAAUGUGGAAAAUUCAGCAGAUCCACAUGAGGAGCUUCAGCUAAUGUUCACAUUAAACAGAAUGGACAAAGCAGACAAACAUGGUGCUGAUUUCAUGAUAUCCAGCAUCAUUCAUGCUCCAUGCCACAAAGCCAAAGGUUUUCACUUCCCAGCACGAGUGCAGAGUGAUGCGUUUGUGUCAAAGGAACGUUUUCAACAUCAUGAGGCUGUUUCGGAGGCAAAGGGACGCUCCAGUCAUUAUCAUUGUUUUCUUAAUAAAGUGUCCAGUGAGUGUAA